GAAGUGCACGCAAAUAUUGGGACCCCCAAUCACAAAAGCACCCCCAGCAUUAGGCGGCCCCAACAGGUCGGGGAGGAAAUAAAUAACGGCAGGGGGAGGCCUGGGGCAGUUACACCGGGUCUUUGUAGGGAAGGAUGAGCGCAACAAGCUGGAACAACCUGUCCGCCGGGCAGAAGGUGGCUGUCGCGGUUGGCAUAUCCGCAGGAGCCGCCAUGCUGUGUGUCUGCUACGCCAGAUAUCGCGGCGGGAGAGUUCCCGGAAAAUCCCUUCCCGCCGAUGGAGAAAACGUCAAGCAUCGUAUGAAGGUUCCUCGGGAUGCAUUGAAACUCCUCGUUGGAAAAGAAGGCGCAAUUCGGAAGCGGCUCAGGAAACAGACGGAUGCCCGUAUCGAGGUGGGCCGCGGUCCGGACGAGGGGGGAGAAUGCGAGCUGCUCAUCGCAGGCAGCGCCGCUCAGGUGUAUCAGGCCAAGGAAGCGGUGCAUGGAAUCCUGCAGAACGCGGUACUGAGCGUGGAGCUGCAGCUGCCUUCCCGGUGCAUGCCUCGCAUUAUAGGGCAAGGUGGCGACCGGAUCCGGGCCAUAAGCAAGAGUUCUGGGGCUAAAAUCCAGUGCGAGCAGAAACAUGGGGAUGCCGAUGUGGCCCCAACCAGACGCAUCAUCGUGUCGGGGACUAAAGAGCAAGUGGAGGCAGCCAAGAUUCUAAUCCAAAAAGUAUCUGAAGAGGAGGAAAAUCUUCAGCAAAGGGCAGCCAAAUCCUCGGCCUUCCGCUGCCGGAGAAAGGAGAUAAUAGCCGUGAAGAAGAAGGAUGGACGGGAGGCGGCUGAUGAGCGGGCAGCUGGCCAGAACGACCGGAAGCCCGGCCAGGAUAAGGAGGUCGCUGCCACGAGGAACGAUGGGUCCCAGGAGCAGAGGAAACUCAGCCAGGAGGACAUCACAGAUGCCACGUACAACGUUCCCAGGUUUGAAGUCCCGAGUCCAGACUUCACGUUCUCCGCAGACGAGUACGUUGAUGUUUAUGUGUCGGCCAUGGAGAACCCAGAGCACUUCUGGAUCCAGAUCCUGGGUUCUCGAUCGUCCCAGCUGGACAAACUUACCACAGAGAUGACCGAACACUACCAAAAGCAGCAGAGCUCAGUUGCUGACAUCCAGGCGGGAGACAUCGUGGCCGCCCCGUUUCACGCAGACAAGUUUUGGUACCGAGCCAAGGUACUGGGAUUCCUCGAAAAUGGAAACGUGGAUCUGUAUUACGUGGACUAUGGAGACAACUGGGCGACGGCUGUGGAGAACGUCUGUCCUCUCCGAAGUGACUUCCUGAGCCUUCCGUUCCAGGCCAUUGAAUGCAGCCUGGUUGGUAUCGCUUCCCUUGAUGGACAGUGGAGCGAGACGGCACUGGAUGUGUUCGAGAGCCUGACGUACUGUGCCCAGUGGAAGCCUUUGCUGGCCAAGAUCAGUAGCUUCCCAUCCCCUGGGGUCUCUCCUUGCUUCCUGGUCCGGCUGUACGACCUCUCCACAGAACCGAUUGUGGAUAUCGGGCAGCAGCUGAUCAGCCAGGGGCUUGCCACCGAGCGCAAAGAUAGUCCCCUCCAAGCUGAUGAGGAAGAAAAUCUAGUAUCUCGGCUCAUGGACGAAGUCUCCAACUGCUCCAUGGGACCGGAAUCCUUCAGCUUCGCGAGUCACCAGGAGGAGCAGCUGCUGGCAUCUUAAGUUCUGCUCACCUCCGGGAGCGACGACGAUGAUGUGAUCCUGGUGGACGACCGUUCUUAAAUCGCCUCGGCUUCGGGGAGUAUCCUGCGCUGUUGCACUAAACGUUCUGAAUGUUUACCGGUUGUAAAUAUUGUUAAACUGUUUAAUAAAGUUAUUUAAGUCAGA
Spea bombifrons (plains spadefoot toad) is the source of this 1868-nucleotide messenger RNA. RefSeq names its product tudor and KH domain containing (gene TDRKH). Lineage: Eukaryota; Metazoa; Chordata; Amphibia; Anura; Pelobatidae. The record is from RefSeq and is a predicted model, not a curated record. Gene Ontology annotation, molecular function: RNA binding. Gene Ontology annotation, biological process: spermatogenesis. The coding region runs from base 135 to 1703 and encodes 522 amino acids. The transcript has 13 exons.